AUGUGCUACUGUAUUUCCGACUGUGUGAUGAUCGUUCUUUCGGUCUUAUUCCCUCCCUUGCCGGUAUGGAUUAGAAGAGGUUUCUGUUCGUCAGAUUCGCUCAUUAACAUCUUAUUAUGUAUCCUAGGCUAUUUCCCUGGUUUGAUCCACUCGUGGUACAUCAUCGCCAAAUAUCCGCCUUACAGCUCUGAAACGAAGGUGUUCUAUGUAUAUAGGAGCGACUUGGAAAACCAGACGCCCAGAGGUUCUGAUCACCAUGUGCAUAUUCACCAGCACUGCGAACAGCAACCACAACGCCAGCAAGCCCAAAAGCCAAUCGUCAACCAGCCCUUAUGUGUAGAAACCCCUCAACCUCAAUAUGGUGCUGUCACAGAAGGUUCGUCGUCUGGUGCCCCUCCUGCUUACACAGAAUUCGACAACAAGAACCAGCAUUGA
This is a messenger RNA of Scheffersomyces stipitis CBS 6054, 435 nucleotides long. RefSeq lists its product as uncharacterized. The transcript has a single exon. The record is from RefSeq and is a predicted model, not a curated record. Gene Ontology annotation, cellular component: fungal-type vacuole membrane; fungal-type vacuole lumen. NCBI's taxonomy places the organism in Eukaryota, Fungi, Ascomycota, Pichiomycetes, Serinales, Debaryomycetaceae. The coding region runs from base 1 to 435 and encodes 144 amino acids. Gene Ontology annotation, biological process: endosome transport via multivesicular body sorting pathway. Gene Ontology annotation, molecular function: ubiquitin protein ligase binding.